Messenger RNA from Dictyostelium discoideum AX4, 1194 nucleotides. RefSeq lists its product as hypothetical. The transcript has a single exon. The coding region runs from base 1 to 1194 and encodes 397 amino acids. Gene Ontology annotation, biological process: cellular response to nitrosative stress; cellular response to glucose stimulus. Gene Ontology annotation, molecular function: oxygen binding; nitric oxide dioxygenase [NAD(P)H] activity; heme binding. The record is from RefSeq and is a predicted model, not a curated record. Gene Ontology annotation, cellular component: cytoplasm. NCBI's taxonomy places the organism in Eukaryota, Evosea, Eumycetozoa, Dictyosteliales, Dictyosteliaceae.
AUGUCUUUAAGUCAACAAUCAAUUUCAAUUAUUAAAGCAACAGUACCUGUUUUACAAGUCCAUGGAGUUAAUAUCACUACAACCUUCUAUAGAAAUAUGUUUAAAGCUAAUCCACAACUUUUAAAUAUUUUCAAUCAUUCAAAUCAAAGAGAAGGAAAACAACAAAAUGCUUUAGCAAAUACAGUUUUACAAGCUGCCAUUCAUAUUGAUAAAUUGAAUGAAUUAAAUUUAGCUCCAAUCGUUCAUAAACAUGUUGCAUUGGGUGUAUUACCAGAACAUUAUCCAAUUGUUGGUACAAAUUUAUUGGGUGCAAUUAAAGAAGUUCUUCAAGAUGCUGCCACUGAUGAGAUUUUAGGUGCAUGGGGUGAAGCUUAUGGUGUAAUUGCUCAAGCUUUCAUUGAUGCUGAAGCCGCUUUAUAUAAAGUUACAGAGGAGCAAAUUGGAGGUUGGAGAGAUACUCGUGAAUUCAUUGUCGAUAGAAAGGUUGAAGAGUCGUCCAAUAUCAUUUCAUUCUACUUUAAACCAGCCGAUGGUAAACCAAUUGCAACCUAUAUUCCAGGCCAAUACAUUACCAUUAAGGUACCAUUAACUUUAGAGAAUGGUGAACAAAGAACUCACAUCAGACAUUACAGUUUAUCAGACACACCAUCCGAACAAUACUAUCGUAUUAGUGUAAAGAAAGAAGACGCCCUCAAAAAGUCUGAUCCAAAUGGUGUAGUUUCAAAUCAUUUGCAUGCAAAUGUUAAGGUUGGCGAUAAAGUUUUACUCUCCCCUCCAGCUGGUGACUAUGUAGUCGACCAAUUAUCAAGCAAUCCAAUCCUUUUGGUUAGUGGUGGUGUUGGUAUCACUCCAUUAUUAAGUAUGGCAAAGGCAACUUUAGCUAAACAACCAGAAAGAGAAGUCACCUUUGUUCACUCUUCAAAGAACAAACAAUAUCAACCAUUUGCAAAUGAAUUAUCCCAAUUGGAAAAAUCAAAUAAAGUAAAGGUAUCAACUGUUCAUUCUGAAACUGAUGGUCAAAUCACCAAAGAUAAAUUAGAAAAAUUCAUCAAUCCUUCUCAAAUUAAAGAUACUAAAGUUUUCAUCUGUGGUCCAGUAUCUUUUAUGUCUGCAAUUAAUAAACAAUUAAUUGAAUUAGGUUAUCCAAAAGAAAAUAUUUCUUAUGAAAUUUUUGGUCCAUUAACAAAUGUAUAA